This is a messenger RNA of Drosophila serrata, 177 nucleotides long. RefSeq lists its product as uncharacterized. The record is from RefSeq and is a predicted model, not a curated record. NCBI's taxonomy places the organism in Eukaryota, Metazoa, Arthropoda, Insecta, Diptera, Drosophilidae.
AUGGAUUCAACAUCAACUUGGAUUAACCUGCUGGGACUUCUGGCCAUUAUUCUGUUCGUAAACCUGGCCGCAGGAGAACCAUUUCCCUUUGACGAGAGACGCCACAGGGGCUGGAAUCCAGUACCAAGACCAAUGCCGCAGAUUCCUACCACACCACCUUUUAAUCCCUAUGGUUAA